GCGCCUCUAGCUUCUCCUCGCGAGAGACUUCGUGCUCAUGCUCGCUGCAGGGGUCGGAGGUCAGGGAGAGCGCCUCGCGGGCCAUAGGAGGAAGAUGGCGGUAGAAUCGCGCGUCACCCAGGAGGAAAUUAAGAAGGAGCCGGAGAAGCCGAUCGACCGCGAGAAGACCUGCCCGUUGCUGCUCCGGGUCUUCACCACCAAUAACGGCCGCCACCACCGAAUGGACGAGUUCUCCCGCGGGAACGUACCAUCCAGCGAGCUGCAGAUCUACACUUGGAUGGAUGCAACCUUGAAAGAACUGACUAGUUUAGUAAAAGAAGUCUACCCAGAAGCUAGAAAGAAGGGCACACACUUCAAUUUUGCAAUCGUUUUUACAGAUCUUAAAAGACCUGGCUAUCGAGUUAAGGAGAUUGGCAGCACCAUGUCUGGCCGAAAGGGGACUGAUGAUUCCAUGACCCUGCAGUCGCAGAAGUUCCAAAUAGGAGAUUAUUUGGAUAUAGCGAUUACCCCUCCAAAUCGAGCACCACCUCCUUCGGGGCGCAUGAGACCCUAUUAAAUUCUAUUUACUAUUUCUUGAGUUUAUUUUUUGGUCAGUUAUGUAAAAUAAACUUACAUGUUCUUUUUCCUCCUCUGAUUAUUGCCAUUAAGCCUUUAAAUUCUAAACAAAUUAUAAUGCAUCUAUUUAGGAGUUUAGAUUUGGAUGUGCUAUGGUAUGAAUAUUAAUAGAAAAUCCAUGUGUUUCAAGCCUUUCUGUAAACUAUGAAGAAAAGUGCUCUUACCAUUCUGUGUAAAACUGUAUUGUUAAAUACAUGUGUGUACUCAGCCUGAGUGUGAAAGUUAAUGGAGGCAUGGAAACAGGGUUUAAUCUCAUGUUGGAAGAGGGUAUGUUUAAGGCCAAAAAGGGCACAGCAAGAAAGCCUUGAGAUUGUAUGAAAUCAAGUGUGACUUUGUCAGAUAGACUGUUGUGUGCAAUUAGGAAAAGGAGCUGUGAGAAUGAGGCGAUGUGGCAGCAGAGGUGUUCUGGAAUGGUGGAGCUGAGCCAAACUGAAGCACCUGUUAGGAGAGAUUGGCCUGCCUUGAUCAGGGUACUGUGACAUAAAAGGUUACAGAAAAGAACAGGUACCACAGUGAGGGGUUUUCAUGUUUUAGAAAUGGGGGCAAUAGGGCAUUUUGAAGGCAGGAACCAGUAUAGAGGAAACAGGAUUAGAACACAGGGUAAGGGUGGAAAGGUUGGAGAGAUGGAUUAAAGACAAAUCUUAAGACCAAGUGCAAAGAGCCAGGGAUGAGGUCAGAUUGAGUAGGAGAUAUUCACACAUCCUGCUGUGUGCUGGGGCUGGUGUGCAUCCAGUUUGAGAGGCAGUAUAGCAUAGCAGUUAAGACCUUGGGGCAAAACAGUUACAUCCCGAUUGUACCAGUAGCUCUGCAACCUUGGACAGAUGACUUGGAUCAAGUCUUUAUUCUGUAAAAUGGAGAUAACAGUUUGUGGGAUUGUGAAGAUUAUUUGCAAAGGGCUUAGAGUAGUGCCUGACAGAUAAGAAUAACUACUGGUUAAUGGCCAUAAAGUGGAGUUCAGUCAAAACUGGAACCCUGGCUUUCAUGGAAAUACUAUACUUCUGUUUUGAAGUUUAUAAACAGUAUGGCAGUGUGUACUGAGCCUAAUUACCUUUAGUCUGUUA
This is a messenger RNA of Microcebus murinus (gray mouse lemur), 1676 nucleotides long. RefSeq names its product Sin3A associated protein 18 (gene SAP18). Gene Ontology annotation, cellular component: nucleus. Gene Ontology annotation, biological process: negative regulation of DNA-templated transcription. The record is from RefSeq and is a predicted model, not a curated record. Lineage: Eukaryota; Metazoa; Chordata; Mammalia; Primates; Cheirogaleidae. Gene Ontology annotation, molecular function: transcription corepressor activity; transcription factor binding.